Messenger RNA from Neltuma alba, 1398 nucleotides. Its product is annotated as transcriptional regulator STERILE APETALA-like. Gene Ontology annotation, molecular function: protein binding. Bases 1 to 1389 code for a protein of 462 amino acids. The transcript is spliced from 2 exons. The record is from RefSeq and is a predicted model, not a curated record. Lineage: Eukaryota; Viridiplantae; Streptophyta; Magnoliopsida; Fabales; Fabaceae.
AUGUCUUCCUCAUCAUCUUCUUCUUCGUCUUCAUCUUCCCCUCACGAUAGUCCCAAUCAUAACCAUAAUGCUGGUGCUGAUCCUGGCCCUAGCUCAAGAACAAUCUCAUAUUCUGACGAGCCCACUUCGUCUCGUCCACGUCGUGCCAUGAAUGAUGUUUGGCCUGAUCUUUUUCUUGAAGACUUAACCGUCCAAGUCGCCACUGAUGCUUCUCACUCUUCUGGUCGUCUUUCUGCAGCUCCUGCGCUUGCCAACUUGUUUCAGGUUUGUUCGAGGUGGCGGGCUGUGUCACGGUCGGAUCGCCUGUGGCAGCAGCUCACCGAGAGGAUAUGGCGGCGCACAGUGCAAGUGCGAGACACGUGGUAUGAAGAGUUCAUUCACUGGCACCGAAUGGCCAGGAAUUUCGUCGCCGGCAGAUAUGCUUACGCCUCCCUGUGGUUUGGCCCGUCGGACAUGGAUGACGACCACUACAGCACCGUGAUCUGCCGCUGCCUCACCCUCUCCGAUGAACAUCUCGCCUGCGGCUUCACCGACGGCACCGUCCGCCUCUUCCACCUCGAUACUCGCGUCCACUUCAGGACAUACCGGUCCCACCAAGCCAACCGUUUAGGUCCCUUCGCGAGAUCCGUGUCUGGCAUCGUGAUCGCUGACAACAGGCUCGUCUUCGCCACGCUGGACGGGGACAUCUACGUGGCACACCUCGACGAGCCAAAUGGUCACACCCGUAGGGCCCGCGUCGGUGACGUGGUCAAUAGCGGAGUCCUCGUAGAGUUCGCCGGACGUGGCCGUUGGUGGGUAGGACUCUUCGCCGGGCUCCCGGGCCAGGCGUUUCAGAUUUGGGACGCAGAAAACGAACAGCUCGUGUUCAUCGGGGGAUCCUUGACUGACCCGGAAACCGUCAUGGGUUGGCACAUGCUGACGGAGUUGAUCGAACCGGUGGGUCGGCUUCGGGUGACGAACCAAGGCCUGGCAGUGGCAUGUACGAGCUCACAGCUCAUAGUGUUCGACCUGAACAGCCAGAUGUUAUUACAUGAGCUCUGGUCCACUGUGGGCGGCUUCAUUGUAACAUCGAUGGACGUGAACGAUGAGGCGUUCUUUAUCGUGGAAAGGAACGGCGACGCUAAGGUGCGCCUGGCGGGCACGUUAGAGCUGCUAUGUGAAUUCCGGACACGUCCGUUGAGGGGUUUGAUGGGAUGCAGGAACAUGGGGUACGCGCUAACGUGCGCCGGGGGUGUGGUGAGGGUCUGGGACAUUGAGCGACGGCGGGGACAGCAGCGUUCGGUGGUGGCAGAGAGGGUGGGGGAGGGGAUGGCCAUGGUGUGCAGCGAGAGACACGUGGCCAUUUCUUGUAAUGACAGGUCGAUACACCUUUGGGAUUUCGGUGUAUAAGUAGGCAGA